GUCGCCGUCAGUUGUCUACGCGGUUCCGCGGUGUCGCGGUGGCCGAUGGUAUUAUCUCGCGGGUAAAGUGGUGCCGAGCUCUCUCGAUCUCGCGAUCUUUCCUCACAGUCUCGCGGACGUGCUGCGCGAAUAUCCGGUCGACCGCCACACCAAAAUGGCCGCGUGCUGAGAGAGUUCCUCAGGCUUCCUGGUGCCGCGGAAUUCCCCCCCCCCCGCGAUCCGGACCACUCUCGGAUUCGUGAUGACGCGGGAACGCGUUGUCCUCGGAUAGGAUUUCUCGCAGAGCGGAGGAAAGCGAAGAAAGAGAGACCAGGAGGAACGGGGAUCGCAGCCAGAUCGGUCUCGCCGAAGCGAGUAGGAGCGAAUUGGGCUCGCCCAUGCCGGGCAAAACGGGAGAACUCGAGAGCAACAGCAACAGCAACGGCAGCAGCAGCAGCAGCAGCAGCAGCAGGUGGAGAGGAAAUCUCGGGAGAGGAAAAAUCGUCGCGGAUAGAAAACGCGGAAGCGUGACGUCGUGAAGGACGUUGCAUCUCCAUUUGCCAGCGACUGUAUAAUUUCUCUCGCGAAAAUGCAUUCAUACGGGAGAAUGUCACGGAAAACGGGACAUUCGAUGCUCCUUGCGUCGCCCCUGACGCUGCUGAUGAUGAUGAUGAUGAUGAUGAUGAUGAUGAUGGCGAUGACGUCCUGGCGAACUGCAUACGCUCACGUGGCUUUGACAUUCCCGAGGGCCAGGCACUACGAUCUGGAUUUCCUGGACAACGCCAGAACGCCAGCACCAUGCGGCAUGCCUCGUGGUCACGUCAAGACGUCGUUGCUGGCAGGAAGCAAUUUCAACGUCACGUGGCACCUCGCCUAUCCCCACAGGGGAGGAUUCCGUCUUCAGAUCUUAGAUUUUUACGAUAGACCUCUGAUUGAUCUGACGCCCAUUACACAAAACAGCGAGUUCGUCGAGGACGAUGCUACGGCGCAAAGUUACGCCGUGCAGCUGCCGCAAGAUUUCACCUGCACGGACUGCACCAUCAGACUGCUGCGCGAAGCCGAGGAAUGGGGCUCCAGCUACAGAUUUUGGUCGUGUGCCGACAUCGACAUCCGCGAUAAAAAGGACUACCGGGAGGACUGCAGCGGUCACGGGCGUUACUUGCUGGGCAGGUGCAGGUGCGACCGUCUCUAUCACGGCACGAGGUGCGAAUUUAAGGAGGAAUGCCUGGACAACUCGGAUUGCGGUGUUCAGGGCACGUGCAUCGACAAUGAUGGCACGACCGCGCCUACCAAGCAAUGCUACUGCAACGCCGGCUGGUUCGGUCCGGGUUGCGCGAAGAGAUCAGCGGUAAAGAGCAUCGAUGUAAAUCUGGAUGCGUACACGAUGAAGCGGUUCUCGGACGAUGUCAUAUUCUAUUGGCGGAUCCUAAAGGAAAGCAAAGAGUUAGAAGGUAUUCUUAUGGCCAACUCCACGACGUGGAUCGGUAUUGGAUGGAGACCCAGCGAUCUCGGUCCAAGCUGCCGAUCCUUCCCUAUGAUCAAGGACAUCCCGGAACCGCUUCCGCAGCCGGAACCAAAAUCAGAGCAGGUCAAUAAAUCGACGCCUAAGCCGGAACCAGAGCCGAAAGCGGAACCGGAACCGGAGCCAGAACCAGAACCUGAGCCGGAGCCUGAGCUCGGCCUGGAAGGCGAAAAAUCGAUAGCGAAGAGGCGAUCGGCGAAGGCGGACGCCACACAUUUCGGCGUGACAUCGGGACCGGAUGUCGACGUCACCGUGCAGACCAGCGUAACAUAUCAAGUCAGCACGAAGCAAGGCCGCAAGAGAAGAUCUCCAAAGGCAGAUGUGGCCUCCGCUAUUGGGAAACAGGUCGGCGAGUCCAGCGCUGUCGUCGGGCAAGAAUCAAAAUCCGAGUCAGUACCUACCUCCGAGCCAGAACCAAAAUCCGAGCCUGAACCCAGCUCUGAGCCAGAGCCGAAAUCCGAACCUGAACCCAGCUCCGAGCCAGAGCCGAAAUCCGAGCCUGAAUCCAGCUCUGAACCGGCACCAAAAUCCGAGCCUGAACCCAGUUCUGAGCCGACAUCAAAAUCCGAGUCUGAACCCAGCUCUGAGCCGGAACCAAAAUCCGAACCAGAACCCAGCUCCGAGCCAGAGCCGAAAUCUGAGCCAGAACCCAUCUCUGAACCGGAACCAAAGUCCGAGCCAGAACCUAGUUCUGAACCGGUGCCAAAAUCCGAACCAGAACCAAAAUCCGAGCCAGAGCCAAAAUCCGAGCCAGAACCAAGUUCUGAGCCGGAACCAAAAUCCGAGCCAGAACCCAGUUCUGAGCCGGAACCAAAGUCUGAACCGGAACCUAAAUCUGAACCAGAACCCAACUCGGAACCGGAGCUCAACGUGGGUCCAAAGUCGGGAGCAACGAAAGCAUCGUUACCGGCGCCGGGGCACAAGUACGCGCCCAAGCACGACUUCAACCCCAUGGACUGCACGGACAUUAUAAUCGGCACCGCGCGAGGGGCGAGUUACAGGAUAGGCGAUUAUUACACGAGGGACAGGUCGACGCCGCGCAAGGACGCCUACUGGGACGGCCGGGACAGCCUGACCGCCGCGUUCGGCUACGAACGCGACGGCGUCACGACGAUGCUCUUCCGCAGGAAGCUGGCCGCGAGCGAGCCGACCGAUCACGAGAUCCGCGACGGGAACAUGCAGGUGAUUUGGGCGAAAGGUCAAGAGCCGGGCAGGUACGUGCAUCAGCCGGCUAGCGGGAUCGAAAAGGCCAAGGUCGGCGUCAAAGACUUCUACAAGGUCGACGAGCUCAAAUAUCACGGCCACGGAAUGCAGAGAGGCGCGGUCACGAUGAAUUUCUUCGACGAAGCUAAAAAGCCGGAAUUCGCCGGCGGUGUAGCGUUGGAAGAUGGAAGCUGCGGUGGUCAAUGGCGUUAUCCGAGAAAUUGCUCGCCGGAAAAUGGUACCUGCGAAUAUGCCAUACAAUGGACGUACAAGGGUAAAAAGGAUUUGAUAACGUUCGUAAUUUCCACGACAAACAUCAAUACGUGGACAGGAGUUGGAUUUUCCGACGACAGUAGUAUGUCGCAAACUGAUGCCGUGCUCGGUUGGGUCGACAAGACGAACGGCCGUGCUUUCGUGAUGGACACCUGGAUCAGCGGCUACAACGCACCAUUAUUAGAUCCGUCGCAGGAUGUCUAUAACAUCAGCGGUCGUAUCGAGAACGGCAUGACUACUCUCCGAUUCUCAAGGAAGCGGAUAACAAAGGACAGCAAAGAUCUCUCGUUCACGGACGAUCACUGUCUGUACAUGAUGUUCCCGGUCAAGGGGGGUAUAUUCAAUCCGAUCAAUAAGAAGAUCCGGAAGCACGACGCGAAGCCGGUCGUUUCGUCCGACAGGAUAUGCAUCAAAUCCUGUGGCAUUGAAGAAAUUGAAGAUCAAACCACGCCCGCACCACCAAGAUUACAUUAUGAUAUCGAAGUCAAACUCGUUAACUUGGGUGAUGGAUUUAUGGCGCCCACACCCGACAGUCCCGACUUUGAAGUGAUCUCAAACAGGAUAUCGGAGAGCUUCGGACCAGUCUUCGAGAAGCUUCCAGGCUACUAUCAAGUUCGACUUGACGAAUUACGAAAGGACAACGAGCAAGGAGUGAUUGCGCGCAUGAAUCUAAUCCUCGACAAGAACGAGGCCAAGGGCAGGUCCUUGAAACCUGCGGACACUGGCCUAGAGGCAGAAAAAGCGUUGCGCGAGGCACUCGUGACCGGCAAGGUCGGAGCACUCAGCGUCGACCCGCAGUACUUAAUUGUCAGGGCACCCCGAGUGAACGACAUAGAAACCGAAGACGAGUACGAUCGAUCACCUUCCGCGACGGACUUGUUCCUAGGCGCAACGAAACUUUAUAUCGUCGUUGGUUGCGUGGCAGCAUUGCUGGCCCUCGCUCUUCUUCAGGCCAGUUGUACUCUGUACAGGAGCUCGAAGAGACGAGCAACUAAGGAGCGAUUGAUCGCCAGCAACGCCUGGAAGGAUUAUGCUUCCGGUGCAAACACCAACUUCGCCUUCGAGGCGUUCGAGACGGAGGAGAAAGCGCCACCGCCGCCGAUUUCCAGCCUGCCGAGACCCAGGGAGAUGACCGGCAAUGGCACGAAUGGCAUAAACGGUAUCGAUGCUGUCGAGGGACCUAAUAGGCUAGUGGGACCCAGAGCAACCUACAGUCUGCCACGUGCACCCGGUGCCAGACACUCGGCGCCUAUCCAGCAUGGUUAUUACACCCAGGACCGCAGAGACCAUUAUGGACGUCCUAAGAGCAUGCAUAAUCCAGCGGGCAUGGCCCAAGCGAACCAACCGGACUUCUACUUCAUGCCCAGUCAGCGAAAAUACAGCGGCGAGGUCGUGCGCGUCUACGUGGAUUACGGUAGCCAGAUGCCGAAAUAAACAAGGGGAGAAGUUCGAGUCGCGAGAACAAUUUAUCCGCUUCACCGAAGCGAUCUGUACAUAUUCGAGUUGUAGUGACAGAGGACGCGGAGAAAGAACUACGCAGCCCCUGUGCGGUGCUAUUUUGUCUCUGUUUUUUUUUCCCUUCCUUUUCCCGCGAUUUUCUUUUUUCGAGGUCCCGUCUGAAUCGAUAGAUUUCAGGGAUUAAAGGGAAAGGAAAUCGCUCCGCAUGGAAGCAUAGAAGUGGCACUUACGACCAAAGAAGAUAUCCGUAGGGCGCGCGCCCUAUAGUUCUGUACAGAGCGCAUGAACUCUCAUUAGACUUUUGUGCUUUUACGCGCGCAGAAACUGUUUAAUUAUAAGUGGAGAAACUAUUUAAUUAUAAGUAAAUCUUAUAGUAGCCGAGAAUUUGACAGUCCGAGGAUCCCUGGGUCCCAGCUAUGAAUCUUGUAAUCUAUGUAUUCGAAGAUUUAAAAAAAGACCCAUCUUAUAAUUUAAUAUCAAGAAAAUAAGACUCGCGAUUAAAAAGAACGAGACUCAACUAUCUUGAAAUUCAAGAAUUCCGCACUAUCUUGCUCGAUGUAUGCAUCUGUUUAUAUUACGCAAAGUAUCGAUACGCUCGAUGGAUGCGUCAGCAGUUAAAGAGUAAGCACGAAUGUGCGUUUGAACAAUAAAAUAUUUGUACAUUUUUAAAUGGA
This is a messenger RNA of Pogonomyrmex barbatus (red harvester ant), 5109 nucleotides long. It is a transcript of the gene nahoda, whose product is annotated as DOMON-like domain-containing protein nahoda. NCBI's taxonomy places the organism in Eukaryota, Metazoa, Arthropoda, Insecta, Hymenoptera, Formicidae. The record is from RefSeq and is a predicted model, not a curated record.